GUGAUAUCUUUCCUGCAAUUUUGCUUUGGACGUAAACUGUCAGUCUCAGCUGUUUUGUGUUUGUUGUGCGUUUUUGAUCGCGUGGUGAAGCGGAUUUAGUGAAACAAUGAAUGAAGAAAUUGACGACCAAGAUUUUCAUUAUGACUUUACGGCAGCAUCGGAAUGGGAGAUGUUUAUGUUUCGUUUAGAAGAAAUCAUUCGCGAAUGGAAGAUUCCACAACUCAAACGUGGACCUCUGUUAAAGAAAGGAGAACUCAGUACUGGUAAAUGGGAAACGAAAACGGAAAACAUUAAUUUUGCAGAUGUUGAAUUCAGACUUACAAGACACCGCCUGCUUGUCGACUCAUCUGAUGAUAUUUCCAGUCCAUUGGAUGAGGAAAAUGAGGAAUCUAAGUCACAGGUUCUAGAAGACAUCAUGAGAUUUGAGCAUGAUUUCCCACCACAUUCAAUGAAUAAUGGAACACCUCAACCACAUCCUCUUGCUGUGUGGUAUGGAAUUCGAGAUUUCCUCAUUCUUUCAGCUUGGAGUGGAAUAUCAUCAUACUCAGAGAGUAAAGUGAAAAUACUCUUGAGUUCCAUAUAUGUGGCAGUAAAUAACUCGAACUGCCCAAUUCCAUUAUUCGUACAAGUGCAUGAAACUGCAGAACAUUAUUAUCUUGGUGUAUGCGAAGCUAGGGGUCUGCGAACUGAAUUUGAGAUGAUUCACCUAAGGCGAACACCACCUCACUGCAAAUAUCUUACAGGUUUGCUUAAUGUCUUCAAAUCUAAGAUAACAAGCGCCAUGUCAACAGAACCAGUGACAAUAUCAGUUCAGUUCACUUAUAUUCUGACUGAUUGGACUAGUAACAAGUGGACACAAGAACCUCCUGAUUUUGAUUUCUUAAAUGGUCAAACACUUGGUGUCAAGGAAUUAGGAAAAUUGCCAUUUGGGGCAACUUUUGAUCCUGUCAGUGAACUGCAGUUGUAUGCUCGGUGGCCACAGUUGGCUGAGGCAGCUGUAGUGGACAGUGAAAGUUAUUCAGACCUGGAACCAUGUCGAGCACCUGAGUGGUCUGUAGGAGUCCGCAUGGUGGAACGUCCAAAUUGUUUGCUGGGAGAGCACUUUGACGAAUUCUUGCAGUUCUGUCUCUGCAAAAGCACAGCGAGAGACCUCUUGGGAGACAUAAUAGAUGUUGCCACUGCAGAAAAUAUCAAUUUGAGCUCGUCCCUGAGUGCAAUAACAGAGUCAAGAGUUCCAACUAUUUCUAAAGUAAUCCGCAAAGCCAAGGUGCAACACCAACUAUCAAAAGGGGGCUCUAGGGAUGCACCAUUGUCACAUGACUACUUAUUGCCCAUUUUGUACUUCCUGUUUCCUGAUGCAGACAGCAAAUCGGAAAAUCCUUAUGCAGAGAAUAUUGGCAGUCAUCACAGCAGUGACAACAGACAGGAAGAGCAGUUACUGAAUAUCAAAUCAGCACCUGUUGACAGCUUGGUCUGGAGACUUGCAAUUGUAAUGUCACAUGUUGUGCACACACUUGGUGGAAUACGUGCAGCUGCUUAUCUGUGGUUCGAAUUCACACAGGAAAUGCGUUAUCGGUGGGAUAAGUGCAUCCUCAUCCCAGGAGUGGCGCCAGGGGACCCCGACUUGCGCACGUGCCUGCUGCACCAGAAGCUGCAGAUGCUCAACAGGUGCAUCGAGCGGCGGCUGGCGCGCGAGCGGGAGGCGAGGGCCACGUCCGUCGACACCGAGGACACCGACACGGAGUCGGACGAGGAGUUCUUCGACUGCUCGGCGGACGCGCCCGCGGGCGCCGGGGGCGGCGGCGACCGGCCGCGCCACUCGCUGUGGAACCGGCCCGCGGGCCGGCUGUCGCGCCACCCGCAGCUGCGGCUGCUGCGCACGGGCGAGCCGCUGUACGUGCCGGUGACGCAGCAGCACACGCCCAAGACGGAGGACCAGCAGCAGGAGGACGAGGACGUGCUCGUCCAGCUGGGCACCGACGAGCGCGCCGCCCAGCUGCGCGCGCGCAUCAUGAGCGCCGCCCUGCUCUCCGACAUGGAGUGCUUCAAGGCAGCCAAUCCCGGAGCGGUCCUGGAGGACUUCAUCCGCUGGUACUCGCCUCCAGACUGGAAGGAAGAGGACGGUGUGGAUGAAUUUGGUCAGAAGAAAGGCUGCCUGAGCGUGCGCAUGCAGCUGAAGGGCAACCCGUGGGUGGAGGCGUGGGAGGCGGCCAAGCCGGUGCCGGCGCGCCGGCAGAAGCGGCUGUUCGACGACACGCGCGAGGCGGAGAAGGUGCUGCACUGGCUGGAGGCGUCGCGCCCCGCCGACGUGGGGCGGCUGCUGCUGGCGCCGUUGUCGCACGCCGCCGCCGUGGCGCUGCUGUCGCGCGCCGCCCAGCAGCCGCCGCUGCCGCGCCUGCCGCCGCUGCUCGCCUCGCUGGGGCGGCGCGCCGAGCGCCUGUCGCGCGCGCCGCGCGUCGACGUCCGCGACUACGAGAAGCUGAGCCACGAGAUCGCGUCUGCGGAGGCGCUGAUGGCACAGGCUCGCUCGCUGAUGUCCAAGUUCUGCGGCGAGGACGUCGUCGGCGGCGACGGCGAUGCCGGCGCCUCGACUAGCUCCGGCUCCGGCUCCGUCUCCGGCCCUGACCCGGGCUCCAGCGCUGGUUCCAGCUCCAGCGCCGCCAGCGAGGAGGCGCGCCGCUUCGUGUACGCGCUGCUGCAGGCGCCCAGGGCGGACCUGCCCGGCGGGCCGCGCGGGCUGUUGGCGGCGCGCGUCCGGGCCUUCUUCGCAGAGGCGCACAAGGCGUCGCAUAUGCUGGCGGACCCGGAGGUGCUGGACGAGGGGGACGAGCCGUGGUCGGGCAGCGGCGGGCCCUCCGCCUUCCCGCAGCCCGCUCGACGCGAGUUCAUCCUGCGCGCCGUGGCGCCCAGGCCGUCGCCGUGCUCGCAGCCGGCGCCGCACAAGAUGUGCGCCGUGCUGCAGCGACACGACUUCCGCAUCGCCGCCUGCUUCACGCUCGACACUACCUUCCACUAGCCGCGGGGCGGCUGCCGACGUGCCGAAACUGGAUGCUGUUCACUCUAUUCGCAUAUUUUAUCGCUGUUAUUUUACCAGCAAAGAGACAAAUAAAUAAAUGCUUAUUGCUUGUUGCCACUGCAU
This is a messenger RNA of Schistocerca gregaria, 3139 nucleotides long. RefSeq names its product rab3 GTPase-activating protein catalytic subunit (gene Rab3GAP1). Gene Ontology annotation, molecular function: GTPase activator activity. The transcript has 14 exons. Gene Ontology annotation, biological process: positive regulation of GTPase activity. The record is from RefSeq and is a predicted model, not a curated record. NCBI's taxonomy places the organism in Eukaryota, Metazoa, Arthropoda, Insecta, Orthoptera, Acrididae. The coding region runs from base 107 to 3016 and encodes 969 amino acids.